Molecule: messenger RNA, 3135 nt
Organism: Ectocarpus sp. CCAP 1310/34
Lineage: Eukaryota; Phaeophyceae; Ectocarpales; Ectocarpaceae
Source: the annotation of a GenBank genome assembly
ACACAGGCGGGACCAGGAGGAGCAUCCCGACAGCAGCGGGGCGAGGACUUAGCGAGCACACGCUUGCAAAAGAUCGACAACCAUGGAGGACCAUUUCUCUCGCAUGCUGGAUGCUUCAGCCACGGGAAGCGCUGUGCAGGGAACCUACAUCCCGGCCCAGCACUUCGAGGGGAAGAAGCUGGGAUACUACUUCGCCAAGGGGAUCCAUGGUCUCGGCUACUACAUGGACGCCGCACAAGCGAGCGACAUCAUGGACAACGACGGCGAGGGGACGGCGAGCAGGAAACGGGCCAGGGAAGAGGACGACGAGGCGGGGCGCGACCUCCAGAACACGGGAAAGGAGGACCCCGUAAGGUUCGAAGACAUGGCCCUGGAGGAUCUCGAUGAGGAGGCGAUUGCCAAGAUGCUGGAAGAGGCGGAUAAGGAGGAAGUGAGCGAGUUGGACGCCACGGGAGUCAAGCAGCUUCUGUUGCAGCUCGAGCGUAAGAUCAACCGCAACCAGAUGAUGCGAGUGAAGUUCCCCGAGCAGCCGGCGAAGUUCGUCGACUCCGAGGCGAGUAAGGUUGAGCUCGACGCAGCAAUCAAGAGUCUCUCUGUCGUCGCCGCCGCGCCGGAGCUUUACCCCGCUUUCGUUGACGCCGGAGCCGUGAAUUCCUUGCUUGGGCUAUUGACCCACGACAACACGGACAUCUCCAUCACCGUGCUGCUGCUGCUGCAGGAGCUGACGGACUCGGACGUUCUGAGCGAGAGAGAAGAGGCAAUGGUAAUCGUCGACGCGAUCGUCGACAAGCUGGGCCUGGAGCUUUUGGUACAAAACCUUAGCCGACUGGACGAGUCCAACGAGGAGGAUGCCAAGGGCGUCAACACCACCAUGGGGGUGCUGGAAAAUCUUUUGGAGGCACGUCCAACCCUGGGACCGACGCUGUGCGAGCCGCCGAUGAGCGUGCUCCGAUUCCUGCUGAAGAGGCUCCAGGUGAAGAAGUUCGACGAGAACAAGCUCUAUUGCUCCGAGAUCCUGGCCAUGCUCGUCAACGGCGACACGGACGUCCAGAAGAGAUUGGGCACGUUGCAAGGGAUGGACGGCAUCGACCGACUGCUGCAAAUCGUGGCCUACUACCGCCGUCGCCAACCCCAGUCUCCGGAGGAAGAGGAGUGCGUUGAGAACUUGUUCGACGCCCUGGCGGCGGCGCUCUUGGUUCCAGACAACCAGCAGCGGUUCCGCAAAGGCGAGGGUUUCGAGCUCAUGCUUCGGUGCUUGCGAGAGAAGAAGCACGCGGCGUGGUGUGCGGUGAAGGUGCUAGACUUUGCCCUCACGGACGACAGCAGCAACUGCGAGAGGCUGGUGGAGGUGGGCGGGCUGAAGGCGGUGCUGCCCGUUUUCAUGGGUAGGGGCGCCGCGCGCAAGCUGCGCCAGAAGAAGCGAAAGGCGAAAGGAGAGAGGAACGCUCUGGAAGAACACGCAAUUUCCAUUGUAACGAGCUUCGCCGUCCACCUGGAGGAUCGCCCGGACCACGAGUGCCUGACCCGUUUCAUCUCCAAAUUCAUGGAGGCCGGCAUGGAGAAAGUCGAUCGGGUGAUGGACCUCUACAUGGAGUACUCAGACAGGGUAGAGCAGUUCGAGGCGAACGAGCAGCAGAGGGCCGCUAGGGACGAGGAGGAAGGAGACAGCGACGACGACGCCGAAACGCUCGAGUCUCGCAGGCUGGAGGCGGGGGCCUACACCCAGCAACGCCUGGCCGUCGUCAUGGUGGUCAUCGCCGCGCACAGCUCUGCGGUCGCCCGGAGGGUAAACGAAAAGCUGCACCAGCACGGUUGGAGGCUCGGGCACGUUCGAGCGGUGCUGGAGAAGUACAUCCAGAACCUCGGCCCGGGCUCCCGCCAGCGCGGACGCCUGGAGGCGCUCCUCCCGCACGCGGAGACAGAAGCACCAGCAACACCAGGAAUUACCGGCGCGGGUAGUAGUGGCGGCGACACGCCUCCUCCGCCGCCUCCGCCGCCUCCGCCGCCGGCUGACGACGACGAUGAUGAUGUGGACAUGAAUGUUGAGAAUGGUGGCACACCGCCGCCGCCGCCGCCGCCGCCUCCGCAGGAUGAUGGCGAUGACAGGGAUGACCGCCGUGACGACAGGCGCCGGUAGACGUAAAACUCAGCCGUGUUUUUUUUUUUUGAGGCUGGCUGUCUGUGCCCCUGUUAGUUUGAGGCGGUCGGUCUCGCAAGGCUAACCGCCGUGUCUGUGUGCGCGCUGGAGAUGGGUCGAGUCGACGUCUUGUAGCAACUCUUGUAGUUGCCGACCGCACCGAGCAACGGAUGCAAAGGAGACGAUGGCUGAGAUUUGAGACGAUGCGAAGCGCUUGUAGAGCACCGUAUUUGUUUCGGUGACGUGCUGUGCGGGUGAGAUUGCGCAGAUCCCAGCCCCAGGCGAUGGUUUUCGUCCUUGUCGGAACGGCGGUACUGUACGAACGAAGCAGUGUCGCCGGGUGAUGCACGCUUGUUGUGCGAUACAGUAGCUUGUCUCGGGAGAUGCGUCAAGACCCUUUCUUAUUCUCAUCGUGCGUGUACAACGUAUGCGUACAUACUGCUGCAGAGGUGGGGGACGAAGAAGAAUUAAAAGGAUUUAUUUCUGGUGCUAGUAUCUACUGUAGGAAACCGCAUCCAGAAGUUGGCAACACUGCCGUCUCUCGUUGCUGAAUUAACACUUAAAGUUCUGGGCCCUCUGUAGUGCAGGGGUGUGUCCAGAGAUUUUACCUCCACUUACCGGGCACCUGCACUAUUCAGAAUCGAAGAAUAAAUACGUUUAUGUUACCAGCUGAAAUCUGUGAUGAGCACUAUACCGGGAACCUGCACUAUAGAGGGCCCAGUGCUCUACGUAGUGUAGCUGUUGCGGAAUGCGGGAUUUUCCAAGCAGCACCUACCCGUGCUCUUGCGAAGGCUGUUGUUUCGGAAGCAACUUCACUGGACCCUGGUUAAUUUUCCACGAAGGCGUAGGAGUGGGGGGGAGCGGGGCUACUGCUGUACCCCCGGACUUUUUGACAAAUGUAGUCUAUCUGGAAGUCAUGUUCCCGCACGAAAACUACAUAUCGUUUCCCGGUGAUGAUGAAAUUUUGGCAAUGUUCUGCUGUGUGGUCUGCAUGCCAA